CCAGCCUCGAACAUCGUAGACAGACACACUUGGUCAUCUCGACAUGAAGUGGAGUGCCGUCGUUGCCGCCUUCGGGCUGUCCGCGCCCGCCGUGGCCCUGCUCCGGUUCGGCUGCGCCCGCCUCACCGUCCAGCGCCUCGACCCUCUGGUCAACCCGGGCCAGAACCCGUCGGCCCAUCUCCACCAGAUCAUCGGAGGCAACUCGUUCAACGUUUCGAUGGACCCGUCCAAGCACGACCUGCCCACGCUGUCGACUUGCACUAGCUGCCAGUUCAGCGAGGACUUUUCCAACUACUGGACCGCCGUGCUCUUCUUCCGCGCGAGGAACGGCACCUUCAAGCGGGUCCCGCAGAUUCCCCAGCAGGGCAUGGAGGGGACACAGGGCGGCAUGGUCGUCUACUACAUGACGGACGCGCUCUUCGACACGGCGCAAAAGUCCAAGGUCACGGCCUUCAAGCCCGGGUUCCGCAUGCUCGUGGGCGAUUCGUCGUUCCAGAAUCGUGACCAGGCGCGCAACUACCGGCAGCUGACCUACACGUGCAUGGAGAACUCUGGUACGCGGGCGCCCGAGACGCUCGAGUUCCCCAAGGGCCCGUGCAAGGUCGGCAUCAUGGCCAACCACCGGUUCCCGACGUGCUGGGACGGCGUCAACCUCGACACGCCCAACCACCGCGACCACGUCACGUACCCCGAGACGGGCACCUUCGAGUCGGGCGGCAAGUGCCCGUCUACGCACCCGGUGCGCAUCCCGCAGAUCCUGCUCGAGACCGUCUGGGACACGCGCGCCUUCAACAACAAGGCCGACUGGCCGGCCGACGGCAGCCAGCCGUUCGUGUGGUCCAGUGGCGACAAGACGGGCUACGCCAGCCACGCCGACUACGUCUUUGGCUGGAAGAACGACUCGCUGCAGAAGGCCAUGGACGCCCACACGUACGUGUCGGCGCCCACCCUCAAGACGCAGAGCAUCGCCGAGCAGAACAAGUGCGUCGUGUCCGACAUGGUCAAGGAGAACAUUGACGGCUGGCUUCCCAAGCUGCCCGGCGACAACAUGGUCAUGUAG
Molecule: messenger RNA, 1060 nt
Organism: Lasiosphaeria miniovina
Lineage: Eukaryota; Fungi; Ascomycota; Sordariomycetes; Sordariales; Lasiosphaeriaceae
Exons: 4
Coding region: 44-1060 (338 amino acids)
Source: RefSeq, a predicted model, not a curated record